Molecule: messenger RNA, 729 nt
Organism: Coccidioides immitis RS
Lineage: Eukaryota; Fungi; Ascomycota; Eurotiomycetes; Onygenales; Onygenaceae
Exons: 2
Coding region: 1-729 (242 amino acids)
Source: RefSeq, a predicted model, not a curated record
AUGGAGGAGACUAGCAACGAAUGGGCACCAUGGGAAUCCUAUGGUCUGGGUGCCCCUCCCCAACAUGUGUCUCGCGAUGAUCCGACCUUUUUACUGCUUCUCGCACUAGCUGCUCACCCUGAUCUCAAGCUUGAUUACGAGGCCAUGUCAGAGGCAAGCUUCGCGGUCCCGGAUCCUCGCAUGUGGACCACUCCAGCAAUCCUUCGCCACCAUCUCAGACCCCUUGAGCGUCUAAGCGCAUUACUUCGUGACAUGCCAUCGGGAAUUGACGGAAUACGCCUCAGAUUGACAACAGAGAACGGAAUCCACGCAAAUGGGGCGCCUGGCCCUCGAUAUAGCCAGCAAACGGAGAUGAGAGCCAUGCAAGUCCUGAACGGAGCUUGGGGCAGAUACGUCGCUUUAUAUAACGACGAUAAUUCUAGCAUGGCUGGAAACGCGUCUGAAUCGCCGAGGCAAGACUUCCGGUGGAGAGGAUCCCAAGCUCCGGAGCGCAGCGGAUCACCUGAGUCAGAUCGUAGCCGGUCGUUGUCCUCAGCCAUGUCACAAUUGGACUUGGUGCAGGAACCAAAUGCUGAUUUUGGCUAUGAAUCCGGCCACGGGGUCUGGUUGGAGCAAUGUCUAAAUGUCCACGAACGGGUCGCCGCAAGUGAAAGACGUGCAGCUCGUGCUGCACGGCUGGCAGCAUUGCGGCGUCGGAAUAACGGCUCUUCCGCCAAUAACCCAUCUUAA